Messenger RNA from Diaporthe citri, 804 nucleotides. RefSeq lists its product as uncharacterized. The record is from RefSeq and is a predicted model, not a curated record. The transcript has 5 exons. NCBI's taxonomy places the organism in Eukaryota, Fungi, Ascomycota, Sordariomycetes, Diaporthales, Diaporthaceae. Bases 1 to 804 code for a protein of 267 amino acids.
AUGGCAAUACCUGAGUGCACUGCGUCUUGCAUCGACGCGCUGUGCGAGUCGCUCAGCGACGAAGACUGCAUCUGUCCAACGAGAACAUCCGCCGGGAUACCAUGGCGGGAAGACCUCGCCGAGUGUAUAUCCGAGAAUUGUAAAUCGAUGGAUUUCUUCACAUCCGCCGGCAUGACCUACAAUGCUUGCGGUAUCCCCAACACGGUGGAGCCCAGCAACAUGCGUCCACUAGUUUACAUCCCUUUCGCCGUGCAGCUAUGCUUCUUUGUAUUGCGAAUUGGAUCAAUAUGGAAACGGCAGAAACAGCCUUGGGGCUUAGAUGAUAUCACAUUCUAUUUAUCCUCGGCCUUGCUUCUUGUGUGGUUUCCGACGUUGAUACUCGAGAAUCAUUUUGGCUACUCCCGUAACCUUUGGACGCUGCAAAUAUGGAACAUCGACAACUUCACCAAGGCGUUCUUCGCAUUCUCACUCGUAUACGCCGUGGCCCACGUCAUGAUCAAGAUCUCAAUUGUCUUCCUAUACCUGAGAAUCUUCCGAACCCAGGCCGUCAAUGUUGCGGUCGCGAUCAUCUUCAUUGUUGGUUUGUUCAUCGUCUGCCAGCCGCUCCCAUUCUACUGGGCAUAUGCAGAUGAUACACAAGGCACGUGUCAUGACUAUAUCGAUGAGUCGGGCGUGUAUCCGGGCCUCAAUAUGUUCUUGGACGUUUGGAUGAUCGUCUUGCCUGCUUCACAGUUAUGGAGGCUGAAGAUCACCAGGAAAGCGAAGAUUGGAAUCAUGGCCAUGAUCUGUCUCGGACUCGUGUAA